Messenger RNA from Harmonia axyridis, 1360 nucleotides. RefSeq names its product histone deacetylase 11 (gene HDAC11). Gene Ontology annotation, molecular function: histone deacetylase activity. Lineage: Eukaryota; Metazoa; Arthropoda; Insecta; Coleoptera; Coccinellidae. The coding region runs from base 136 to 1119 and encodes 327 amino acids. The record is from RefSeq and is a predicted model, not a curated record. The transcript has 7 exons.
GACAGAAUCAAGCCUAGUUUGUGAUUCAUGAAUUAGAGGCUUGUUCCUUUGGUAACGACAAUCAAUACAAACAAAUAAGGUGAACGACCCUUCAAUCACUAUUUAGUAGGAGAAUUCAGGAUAUCAGUUCAUAAAAUGCAGACGAAUCUAUAUUUUGAUAUUGAGAAAACGCAAUGGCCUAUAAUUUAUAGAGAUGAAUAUAACGUUCAUUUAUUCGGCCUUGAGAAUUACUUUCCGUUUGAUACCCAUAAAUGGAAAAACAUUUUCAAGAUUUUAGAGAAACAACACCUACUUAAUGAAAAGACAAUAGUUAAACCAAAAGAAGCCACCAAGGAAGACUUAUUAGUGACACAUCCAAAGAGUUAUUUGAAAAAAUUGAAGUUCAGUUUGUAUGUUGCGUUCAUAGAGGAGUAUCUUCUGCUAUGUCUUCUACCGAACUUUAUGAUCCAGAGAUAUAUCAUGAAACCAAUGAGGUUUCAAACAGGCGGAAGCAUACUAGCAGGCAAGCUGGCGUUAGAAAGAGGGUGGUCUAUAAACCUUGGGGGCGGUUUUCACCACUGCAGUGCCCGAAAAGGUGGUGGAUUCUGCAUCUACGCUGACAUAACCCUCCUCAUCCACUUCCUCUUCAAGUACUACUCAGACAGAGUGAGAAAAAUAAUGAUUGUGGACUUGGACGCACACCAAGGCAAUGGACAUGAGAGAGAUUUCAAAAAUAACCCGAACGUUUACAUUUUGGACGUCUUCAACAAAAAUAUAUAUCCGAACGAUCACGAGGCCAAAAAAACGAUAAGAAGAAAGGUUGAACUUGAUUUCUAUACCCAUGAUAAUGAGUAUUUACCCUUGGUUAAAGGGAGUAUAAUCAUGGCACUUGAAGAAUUUGAUCCAGACUUGAUAGUGUAUAACGCUGGAACCGAUAUUUUGGAAGGUGAUUCCCUUGGAGCUUUAUCAGUUAGUGCAGAGGGCAUUAUAUCAAGAGACGAACUGGUGUUUCGAUACGCAAGGGCAAGACAUAUCCCUUUGGUGAUGCUCACCAGUGGUGGCUACAAAAGAAGAACGGCAGGCAUAAUAGCUCGUUCCAUCAUCAAUUUGUUCGACAAAGGAUUGAUUCGAGCUCCUUGAUCUUUAGAAAUAUAAUUCCGAUAAGAAUAUAUUGUUAGGCUUUAUUGCAAUUGUUAUCAUGGUAACUUGCCAUCGAAAAGUUAAGAAUUUACGAUGAUUUGUUUUGAUUCUGAAACCCUUUCUACCAAUCCAAUCGCAUCUAACAUGUUGUAUAUUAAAUUAAAUUAUAUAAUGCGAAAGAUUGAGAUGGAAACUGCAAAAACUAGUUGAAUUUCAAUAAAAUAAAGCACUAUAAGUUUCA